Messenger RNA from Aspergillus saccharolyticus JOP 1030-1, 5715 nucleotides. Its product is annotated as putative gelsolin repeat protein. Gene Ontology annotation, biological process: actin filament severing; barbed-end actin filament capping. Gene Ontology annotation, molecular function: actin filament binding; phosphatidylinositol-4,5-bisphosphate binding. The coding region runs from base 324 to 5483 and encodes 1719 amino acids. Lineage: Eukaryota; Fungi; Ascomycota; Eurotiomycetes; Eurotiales; Aspergillaceae. The record is from RefSeq and is a predicted model, not a curated record. The transcript has 10 exons.
CUCUUCAAUCCUCACGGACUCACAGGUCACGACCACAAUUAAACGCCCAAUUCAUAUUUCCUUUCUCCCUCCCUCGCCUCUGCUCCCUCCCCCCUCCUUUCGCAUACGAUCUGGUUCCCCUCCUGAUUGUCCUUUGUCCUUAGGAAGACCCCACCGUUUUUUUUUUUAUUUACAAGAGGUCGUUGCCCGGUGUUUGUUCGGUUUGAAAGGAUCCUUUUUCUUUCCUGGUGGACAGCUUGACCCCUUUCUCCUUCGAUUUCACUUCUCGCAUCAAUUUUCCAUAUUCCUGGUAUUGGCCGAAUUUAUCUCGCCUUUCGAGAGCCAUGGCUCCUACGACAGAGUUCGACAGCUCGGAAGAUGUCAAUGACUUUCUUCUGCGCAUUCGGGAACUAGGAGAGAAGCGCGAUAAGGAGGACGAGGAACGCACGAAAAAGCUAGAGGAGGAAAUUUUGCAGGGGCGCAAGGAGAGACAGGCCCGCAGAGCUGAACGGGCGCGAUCGAUUUCUCCCACAAAGGACUCCCCUAUUCUAGAUCCGGCCCGAUUGAGCAUAUCCUCAACUCUCAGCCACCGCGCAAUUGACCCUCCUGAACACCUCGAACCAACCUUUCACACGCCGGGUCAUGACUCCGGCAGCAGACCCGAAUCCAUUCGGGAUGACACAUCGACAACCACGGACGGCGGCCGGAGAGGAUCCACACUGACCGGACAGAGGCCGACAUCUCGCGACAGCAAUCGACAAUUCUUUUCGUCUUCGCCGUCUCGUGUCUCCCGUAACUCAUUCACAUCCUCGCCGACAUUCAAGGAUGUGUCGUGGGCGCGUCACGGAGAGGGAAGCGUUUCCCCGACUCGCAGCAAAUACGUGGAGGAAGACAGGCCACCGCAAGAGGCCGGAAAGGAUUCCACCCCAGAGCCGACAAAGGAAGUUGAUCACUUGGAGAGCGUUGAGGGACGAUCCCGAUCGCCAUCAAGAGCCAGCUCGACUUUCGCAGAAAGUAGUUUGGGCCACCGUUAUUCAAGUGUCUCUUCUGUCUCCACCGCAACGGGACUUGGCUCUCCUCUGCCCCUGUCAAAUGUUCAAAAGCUGGAGCUGCACAAGCCCGAAGAAGUGCUGGAGGACCAGAUGUCUCUUUCUUCUCCGAGAAGGAUAUCUCCCGAACGGACAACGUCGCCGACCAAGGGCCUCGGUGGUGUGUCAAAGAGAUGGAGUGCUCAGCUUCCUACGGGCCUUAGCCGGCCUGGUUCGGUUGCUAGCAGCCGUAACAGCUUUGUUGGGAAUGAAACCUUCCCAAGCUCGCCUUCGUAUAGAUUGAGCCGCGAAGUUCCACCCCUUGCAUCCCAGCGGCCGACUUCAAGCCAUCGACCUACGUCGAGUCACCGGCCCGGUUCGAGCCAUAACAGCGAGCGACCAGCGACUCCACCAGUUCCUAUUCCCGAGAGGCGAGAAAGCAACGCAUUGGCUGAGGAGGGAUCCCCCAGGCCCUCACUCAGCCUUCAUACGCGGUCGGCUAGCUCUGUCGAACGGGGCGUAGAAUCAAGUUCCUUGCCUACCGCGAGUCCAGUCGUUCCCAGGACUAUGGAUCCUAGGAGAUGGAGUCCAACCAAGGCCAGCUGGUUGGAAAGUGCAUUGAAUCGUCCUCCGGACUCGCCGAAACACAAGAGACAGCAGUCCCUUCAACAACCGUCAUGGGUCAGGGAAAGGCAUUUGCGGAGCAAGGUCACGCCCGUGGGCCUCAUGCGAACGGCUGUUCCUGGUGCUCACUCUAAAUCGUUAAGUGUGUCUGGGAUUCCCAACCUCUUCUCUGUACCCGAUGCAACCAAGCUCAAACAGGAUGACUCUGCCACCGAUUUGUCCCCCGCCCUGAAGGAGUCCAGCCGGACUAAUGGGAAAGUUUUGGAGCCUGCGCCAAAAGGAUUCGAAGCGGUAUUUGAACCUAAACAUGAUACGGCGCAUAUCGAGCCACAGGACGUUGCCCCAGUGGAUCAUGCCUUAACUUCUGCUCCUGAAACGAAGGCCAGCAAUGUGGAAAGUGGUCCCACGGAGGAGCCGGACUCUUUGCCCAAUGAGAGUCAGCCGCCCCUCGAUACGAAGGACAAUGAGCCAGCGCCUCUGGAGGAGAGCGUGGACUCUCCCACCAAGACAGACACAGAAGUAGAACAUGCAGAUGACGGUGUCAAGAAGCACGCACGGAUCCCAUCGAAUCUGAGCCCGAUCAACAAGACUGUACUUGACAUGCCUCUUCCUUCUCCGACUCGCGAUCCGCUCUUGAACAGACCUAAGCCUCAACCCGCCGUGAUCGAUUUCCGAGCCAACCUUCGGCGCCGCGAAAUUGUCAAAGACGAAGCGCCCAAGGAGGAGCCCGAAUUCAAGAACGUUUUCGGAAAGCUGAAAAGGGCGGGGACAUCGACCUACACCCCCCCAGAUGCGUUAAAAGAGAAUAUUCUGAAAGGCAAGGCGGCGCUCAGUGCGUCAAACGGUCCUCAGAAAUCGCCCAAAGUCGAUGAUCUCAAAGAAAGCAUACUCAGACAAAAGGAAGCAAUCAAAACUAAUGGGGCCUCAGCCAGGCGGAAUACUGCAGGAGAAAUGGACGCUCCCAUGACGUUCGUGCCAGAGGCGAUUGCAAAGAGGAACAACUUGACCAAGUCUAUCAGUUCUAGAAGCAACCUCUCCACUACUGACGCGUUGUCUCCACGCUCACCACUUUCGCCGCUAUCACCGCAAGAGCCGCCGACCCCGUUGGAGCCUCAGCCUCUGACUCUCUCCCCCGUUCGGUCGGAUGUCCACGCGAACAACGAAGUGCCUCAUAGCCCCGAAGAACCUGACGAACCUCAAUAUGAUCCAGAAGCCGCAGGACCCGACCAAGAAAACGCUCCCCACGAGACCAGCUCUCCCUUGCAUACCGAAUCGGAGAAGCCAACUACGGAAGGUCAAGGAGAAACCCAAGGCGAUAGGGACAUCCCUUCGGCGCGUUCGUCAGUUCAAUACUCGGUGCGUUCGUCCGUGCGUUCUCUAUCUCCGGUGGAACCGGACCAUACUUCAAAUGCGCCUGCUGCGGCUGAAAGUACCGCUGCUAAAAGUAGACUUGCAGGCCGAAUCAACCCUGCCCUAGCGGGACUUCUGUCCCGCGGGCCGCCGGCCAUUGGCGACAGUCCUGCAACAGCCCCGUACUCCGACGCUAGCAGCUUUUCGACAGCAAGCCCAUUCCAGCAGGAGCCACAACCUUCGGCACCGCUCUUGCAUAUGACGAAAGGCCGAGCAAGAGGCCCAAAGAGACGUCCUCCUAUGGGCCCGGCAUCUCGGUCCACAAAGUCGACUACAACGAUGGGAAGCGCGGAGGAACAGUCCCUUAGGGAUGACAUUGCAGAAGAGCAACGACUUGCAGAAGAGCAACGACUUGCAGAAGAACAACGACUUGCAGAAGAGAAGAGGCUCGCUGAAGAGAAGCUUGCAGAGGAGCAGAGGAUCGCCGAGGAGCAGAGGCUUGCAGCAGAGAAGCUUGCCGAAGAGCAGAGGCUCGCUGAAGAGAAGCUUGCAGCAGAAAGGCUCGCGCAGGAACAAAGGCUUGCGGAGCAGAAGCUCGCAGAGGAGAAGCUCAGAGAAAGCAAGGUCUUAGAGAAUGCAUUCAACGAGGAGGAACGUCCGCUCCCGACUCCGGAUAUGGAAAGCCCGGUGCUGGGCGCUUCGCGUGUUGGACAAUCAGCCGGUGUCUCCAGCGGAUGGCCACUUCCUGACACUAAUAUUAAUUCGGACACUGUAUCCCAGGCCAGCGCAACCCAGCCCGUUUCUCCAUUCUCCAUUGGGUCGAUCAAGAUAAAGAACGUCACUCCGCAAUCCGUCGGUCGAAGUUCUCUGUCGAGGUCUGAGGACCGGAGCACCGAGCCUCCAACUCCGCCAACCCGGAAUUCUCCUCGCUCCGAAGAUAGCAGGAGUACUGGAAUUGUUGCCAGCCUACGAAGCUCCCUCCUGGGAAAACCUCCUUUGCCGCCCAAAACCGCACCGCUGCCUUCCACCCCUACAAGGAACACCCCAACCCGUUUCUCUUCACCUUCUCCUUCGCCUCUGCGAACUAGUUUCAAGGAGAACCUGGGUUCACCACCUCCCGCGCCGUAUCAGAAACCUGCAUCAUACUUUGCUGCUGUAGGGUUCAAGGGUGCUUCUUCUAGGGACAAAGCUUUACCUUCUCCUCCCGUUCCCCCCAAGGGAUCUCGAGCCUCCGUCGAUCGAUUCUCUUCGCCACGGUCGUCAGCUUCCCUUGUCCCGUUGGCUGACGAGUCAUGGGAAGCGAUUUCCAGCUUCUUCAAGCCCUUGCCUAAGUCGAGUGAUCGUGUCAAUGUUGAUGCGCAGGUGCUGCUAGCGAAGCGUGGCGACGAAAUGAAGAUCAGGACCCUUAAACGGCAAAUAUGGGAGAUCACAGGUGACGGAAAGAAGCAAGACCUCCCCGUCAACCAAGAGUAUAUUCUGUACGAAGGCAGCAUGUACCUGUGUGUGCAUAUGUUCGAGGCUGAUGGUAACGUGCGUUCCGAAAUCCACCUCUGGUGUGGGGAUGACGUCCCUGAGGCGGCUAUCGACGAUGCCCAGCCCUUCUCUCGCCGGGUUGCAAAAGAGAAUGGAUGCAAGCUUGAGAUUAUCAAGCAAGGUAAAGAGCCGGCGCGGUUCAUCCAAGCUCUGGGUGGAAUUCUCAUCACGCGUCGUGGUUCUAGCUCGCGAUCCAGCUCCUCUGCGAUUUUCAUGCUCUGCGGACGCAAGCACCUAGGACAGAUGGUCUUUGACGAGGUGAACUUCUCGCCUAGCAGCCUUUGCUCUGGCUAUCCUUUCGUGAUUUCCGCGAUGUUCGGCAAGUUGUUCCUCUGGAAGGGAUUCGGCAGUUCAGCAGAAGAAAUCGGAGCGGCUCGUUUGAUCGGGAUGGAUCUCGGCCUCACUGGGGAAUUCGAGGAAGUCGGUGAAGGAGAAGAACCAGAGAGCUUCUUUGAAGUCUUUCCGCAAUAUGAACGCACGGCAGACGAGAAGAGUGCCAAUGACUGGCGCAUGAAGCCCAAGCUUGACCGGUAUCGCACGCGGCUGCUUCGUGUGGACCAUGAACUCGGUCAGCAGCGGGCUGGAUUCUGGAUGCGUCGAGCCGCUUCACCCUCCCCGAUCACUCGCCCAAACGAUACUGUGCAAGAGGUAGACCCAUUCUGUCAGAAGGACAUUGACGCUAAAGGGAUCUAUGUCCUCGAUACCUACUUUGAAGUUUAUGUGAUUGUGGGUGAACAAGCCUCAGCUCGUGCUGCUGAAUUCGCGUCAGCGGUCUAUUUUGCGCAUGAAUACAGCAUCCUAGCUGCCUCCUUUCAAGACCGACCAUUUAUUCCAAAGACCUUCGUGUCCCUUGGCGGAGUCCCUGAGAGCUGUAGCAGUGCGUUCCGCAAAUGGAACACGAGCUCGUGGCAAAGCAUUCCACAAGUUUUUCCCUUGAAUGCGGCGAUCGAGGCGAUUCGCAGUGCCUAAAUUAUGGCAUCCUUUCCUUGCAAAAUCUUCAUGAGCAUCAUACCCUGCGUUGACUUUAUUCUUGUGAUUCUACCAUUGUUUAUAGCGUCUUUGCAUUUAGAUUGUGCAUAUACUGGUUUUGUACAUAAAUGGUGCUUGGGCUGUGAUUGUCGGGUGCGACGGGGUGUAAACGCGAUUGUAAGAAGCCUGAAUGUACAGCAUUUGAGUUGCGGAAGGAAUAAUAAUGGCUGGC